This is a messenger RNA of Cinclus cinclus, 2498 nucleotides long. RefSeq names its product calcium voltage-gated channel auxiliary subunit beta 2 (gene CACNB2). Gene Ontology annotation, biological process: regulation of voltage-gated calcium channel activity; neuromuscular junction development; chemical synaptic transmission. The transcript is spliced from 13 exons. Gene Ontology annotation, cellular component: voltage-gated calcium channel complex. The record is from RefSeq and is a predicted model, not a curated record. NCBI's taxonomy places the organism in Eukaryota, Metazoa, Chordata, Aves, Passeriformes, Cinclidae. Gene Ontology annotation, molecular function: protein binding; high voltage-gated calcium channel activity. The coding region runs from base 494 to 2326 and encodes 610 amino acids.
UUUGCACUUGCAAAUGUCACUGAAUACAUUUUGCACAGGAUUUUAAAAGGUUCUUUUACAAGCACUAUUUUUAACAGCUAAAUCCGCCCCCCAAAAACAGAAGGGAAAAAGCCCUAGGUAUUUUUCUGUGAUCGAUCUCAGUUUAUGAUCAGCUGAAGCAUCUCUCACAAUAUUUCUGAAGCUGGUUUUGUUUUAUGUUUUUAUCACUGAAGUUGAGAUUUUUGGAGGUGGUGUGGCUUUUUGGGAGUUUUUUUUUUAAUUAUUUUUUUUCUUUUUUCCUACUGGCAUGAGAAAAUUUGAGAAUUUAAUUGCAGUAGAAUACUUGGAAACAGUGAGGCUGGAAGCUUGAAAGGUAGAGGGAAGAGAAGGAAGGCUCUCACAGCAGAGCAUGGAUAGGAAAGGAGCUGUGAUUCUGCAGUGCUCAGUGUGCACAUGUUUUAUGAGAUCAGUGCCGGGCGCUGCAGCUGCGGACAGUAACUGAGCUGUCUGGCUAAUGAAGGCCACCUGGAUCAGGCUUCUGAAAAGAGCCAAAGGAGGACGUCUGAAGAAUUCUGAUAUCUGUGGUUCGGCGGACUCCUACACCAGCCGUCCAUCUGAUUCAGAUGUAUCUCUGGAAGAAGACAGGGAAGCAGUGCGGAGAGAGGCAGAGCGACAGGCCCAGGCACAGCUGGAAAAAGCCAAGUCAAAACCUGUUGCAUUUGCAGUUCGGACAAAUGUUGGGUACAGUGCAGCUCAUGAAGAUGAUGUUCCAGUCCCUGGCAUGGCCAUCUCAUUUGAGGCUAAAGAUUUUCUUCAUGUUAAAGAAAAAUUUAAUAAUGACUGGUGGAUAGGACGAUUGGUAAAAGAAGGCUGUGAAAUAGGAUUCAUACCAAGCCCAGUCAAGCUAGAAAACAUGAGGCUGCAGCAUGAACAAAAGGCAAAACAAGGAAAAUUCUACUCCAGUAAAUCAGGAGGAAACUCUUCAUCCAGUUUGGGUGACAUCGUUCCUAGUUCCAGAAAAUCGACGCCUCCAUCAUCUGCUGUAGACAUAGAUGCCACUGGCUUAGAUGCAGAAGAAAAUGAUAUUCCAGCAAACCAUCGCUCCCCCAAACCCAGUGCAAACAGUGUAACAUCACCCCACUCCAAAGAGAAAAGAAUGCCCUUCUUUAAGAAGACAGAGCACAUCCCUCCCUAUGAUGUAGUGCCUUCUAUGCGACCAGUAGUUUUAGUGGGGCCUUCUCUGAAGGGAUAUGAGGUAACCGAUAUGAUGCAAAAAGCAUUAUUUGAUUUUUUAAAACAUAGAUUCGAAGGGCGUAUAUCAAUUACACGAGUCACAGCAGACAUCUCGCUUGCCAAACGCUCAGUAUUAAACAAUCCCAGUAAGCAUGCGAUAAUAGAGAGAUCUAACACCAGAUCGAGCCUAGCUGAAGUUCAAAGUGAAAUUGAACGGAUUUUUGAAUUAGCCAGGACACUGCAGUUGGUAGUGCUUGAUGCUGAUACCAUUAACCACCCAGCUCAACUGAGCAAAACCUCUCUGGCUCCCAUUAUAGUAUAUGUAAAGAUUUCUUCUCCUAAGGUUUUACAGAGGUUGAUAAAAUCUCGAGGGAAGUCUCAGGCCAAACACCUUAAUGUUCAGAUGGUGGCAGCUGAUAAACUGGCACAGUGUCCUCCUGAAAUGUUUGAUGUAAUUCUUGAUGAGAACCAGCUUGAAGAUGCUUGUGAGCACCUUGCUGACUAUCUGGAAGCCUACUGGAAGGCCACACAUCCACCGAGCAGCAAUCCUCCUAACCAGCUUCUCACUCGCACACUUGCAACAGCCACUCUUCCUAUUAGCCCAGGUCCAAAUAUUAAUUUACAGGGAUCUCAAGGAGACCAGAGGAGUGACCAUUCGGUCCCUGAGCGCAGCAGUUCCCACAUUGAAGAGGAAGCACGGGUCGAGCCCAUCAAGAAAUCCCAGCACCGCUCUUCCUCCAGCCAACACCACAACCAUCGCAGUGGUGUCAGAGGCCUUCACAGGCAAGAAACUUUUGACUCAGAAACACAAGACAGCAGAGAUUCUGCUUACGUAGAGCCAAAGGAGGACUACUCACAUGAGCAUGGCGACCACUAUGAUUCUCACAGGGAUCAUAAUCACAGAGACGAGUCCCACGGGAUCAGUGAACACAGACACAGAGAAUCCCGGCAUCGCUCAAGGGAGAGGGACCGCGAGCAGGACCACAAUGAAUGCAACAAGCAGCGCAGUCGUCAUAAAUCACGGGACCAAUAUUGUGACAAGGAUGGGGAAGUGAUAUCGAAAAAACGUAAUGAUGCAGGAGAGUGGAACAGGGAUGUUUACAUCCGUCAGUAACUCUUGCCUCUGCCAGUCUUGUGUUUCUUUGAAGUCUUGUAACAAUGCCCUUUGAAAAUAUCUUGGGUUCUUCUUUGCAGAACAUAUGGUAUCCUUCUGUAUGCUGAUUUGUAUUGCUGUUGCUUGCAUAGCAAUAGCAUGAAAUAGAUUAUUCAUAUACUUAUUUUUUUUG